Messenger RNA from Oncorhynchus nerka (sockeye salmon), 2513 nucleotides. Its product is annotated as polycomb complex protein BMI-1-A-like. Gene Ontology annotation, biological process: negative regulation of transcription by RNA polymerase II. Gene Ontology annotation, cellular component: PRC1 complex. Bases 377 to 1363 code for a protein of 328 amino acids. Lineage: Eukaryota; Metazoa; Chordata; Actinopteri; Salmoniformes; Salmonidae. Gene Ontology annotation, molecular function: promoter-specific chromatin binding. The transcript is spliced from 10 exons. The record is from RefSeq and is a predicted model, not a curated record.
AGCCAUUUUGGGGACGGUGUCAGUUUCUACGGAGCCACACUGCUGCAUUUUUCAAAGAGCCGAUUUUGGAGGCAAAGUAAUCAGGAACGCAAACACACCAUUCGGAACGCACAGCCAAAAGUCUGAAAUCUUCGACAACGGAGGACACUUUACGCACCUAAAGUGCACAGCAGGAGAAAAAUACGAAUUUUACGCAUCUGAAAUGAGCCCGGGGUUGCCUUGCACUCUCCGCAAUUGACAGCGUCUCUGCAGCUCGUUCGUUUCAAGAUGGCGGCUGAGCUCGAAUUAAUUUACUGCUGAUCGCCUCCUAACUUUCAUUGUCUCUCCGUCUCCAGUCUCGCAGAUCGCCAGCCGAGUCUCUAGGUCUCUUCCUUCCAUGACGAUGCAUCGAACGACCAGAAUUAAGAUAACUGAGCUGAACCCCCACCUCAUGUGUGUGCUGUGCGGUGGAUACUUUAUCGAUGCCACCACAAUUAUAGAAUGUCUUCAUUCAUUCUGCAAGAUGUGCAUUGUACGCUAUCUGGAGACCAGCAAGUAUUGUCCCAUCUGUGAUGUGCCAGUACACAAAACCAAACCUCUGCUCAAUAUAAGGUCUGACAAAACUCUACAAGACAUUGUCUACAAGCUGGUCCCUGGUCUCUUCAAAAAUGAGAUGAAGAGAAGGAGAGACUUUUACGCAGCACACCCUUCUGUAGAUGCAACGACAAGGUCUAAUGAGGAUCGAGGGGAGGUGGCUGACGAGGACAAGAGAAUCAUCACAGACGAUGAAAUCAUCAGCCUCUCCAUUGAGUUCUUCGACCACAACAAGGCUAAAAAGACAGGCGUGGCUGAGGACAAACAGUCUAAAGAACAGGUCAAUAAUAAGCGGUAUCUGCAGUGUCCUGCAGCCAUGACCAUCAUGCACCUGAGAAAGUUCCUCCGCAGUAAGAUGGACAUUCCUUGUACCUAUCAGGUUGAAGUGAUGUAUGAAGAUGAGCCCCUGAAAGAUUACUACACAUUAAUGGACGUAGCCUACAUCUACACUUGGAGAAGGAAUGGCCCUUUGCCGUUGAAGUACCGCGUCAGACCGAGCUGUAAGAAGAUGAAGAUGAGUCAUCCGCAGCAGGAGGGCCAGAACAGCACUGGUCGGUCCGCUGAGAGCGACUCUGCCAGCGACAAAGCCUGCAGCCCUGCCGGCGUCCCCUCCACCUCCUCCUUGCCCAGCCCUGGUACCCCGGUGCAGUCCCCACACUUCCCCCACAUCUCCAAACCCGUCAACGGCGCCUCCACCUCGGCCCCUGCCCCUACCAGACCAUUCCCCUUCGGAAACAAACCGCGGAAGGCCUCGCUGAAUGGUUCUUCUUUGUCCUCGGGACUGGCCUGAAAACCGGGCCAACAGCCAAUGCCAGACCGCUCUGCUAAUAUCUUCAUGCCAAUGUCGUUCCAUUGUUGUAGACGCUCUCUUUUUGUUAUCGUUGUUAUAAAUAUAUGAUAUAUGUUUAAUGUAGUGGAAGUGAAGCAUUUCUAUAGGAACAUAGCAGGGUGGGACAUUAAAGGAAAAAUCUACUCUAACAAUAUUUUAGUAUUUUUUUCCAUUAGUACACUUGAUUCAAUAAAAAAAUAUUUUGCAUGUUUGCAGUCAAGUUUUCAAGAUAGGAUGUUCAAGAAGCGAAUUGUCACUUGCCACAUCAACAUCAUGAUGAUGUGACAUUUUGCUUCUUCAACCUAUCUAGAACUUGACUACUGACAUGCUAAAUAAUCUGAGACUGUACAGUGGAAUAGUGAUGAUAAAAAUACAAUUUUUUAGUUUUCUGUGGAUUUUCCCUUUAGGUUAGUGAAAGGGAUGUUGGGCCAUGUGAAAAUGUUAGAUUGGUGGUGAAUGGCAAAUUUAAUGUCCCCCAAAAGCUGCAUUUUAUUCCACAGAUGUGACUGAAGAUGGCCUUUUAUAUUAUUUUCUUUCAAGUUUUUUUUUUCAAAUCAGAAUGCGUGUUGAUCCUAUUUUCAGUGUGUAUUUCGGCAUGGUGAUGAAACCUUGUAGGCUUUACUAAUAUUUGAAAUGGUUGCCUCUACAUUGUUCUUUCGAUUGGCUUUUGGAAAGCAUUUCACAAAGAAAUAUUAAUCUAUAUAAUGUGUAAACAACUAUUGUAGCUUUAGGUCCACGAUUUUAGGGGAAAACAUACGAAAUAUCUACGUAAAUGUAGCCUGCAAUGCUUUUAUUAGGCUAUACUCAAAAUUGAAAUCGAAUUGCUUAUAGCCUCAAACACCCUGAAGCCUUGCAGUCAUCAAGCAGUUCAGAAAGUCAACACACACACACACACACACAUGUAUAUAGCGAAAUAUAUGCAUAUUUAAUCAGCGAUUGUCAAAUACUUUGACCUGAACAGCCCCCCCCCUCCCCUUCAUUUCAUGCUCGAUGACAAAUGUUUUGAUGUCUCCCGUGUUCUUUGUAUCUAUCGCUCGAUUAUAUGGACAACUAUUGUAUUGUUACUGUUGCACAGCAUAAAAACAUCUGAAUAAAUCAUUUUACACUUAAA